UCUUAGAGGGGGCUGCGGGGAUCAUGCCGGGGGGGCUGCGCCUCGGCAUCGCUUUCUCCUCGCCCUCCAUGGAGCCCGGACUUUUUUUACAAUGACUUUCCCUGAGCUGAGUAAUGGCAGCUUGAGUGGGAACCGGACGGGACAGGGCAGCCAAAGCGGUGCCAACCGGUCCUGGGGGCUGCAAGGUGAGGAGACCCCCGGGGGUAACGGCACCACGCUGACUUUCGCCUUGGACGUGCAGGCUGUGGGCGUCGGGGUCUUCCUGGCCGUCUUCAUCCUCUCGGCCAUCGUGGGGAACAUCCUCGUCAUCCUCUCGGUGGCUUGCAACCGGCACCUGCAGACGGUCACCAACUACUUCAUCGUCAACCUGGCCAUCGCCGACCUUCUCCUCAGCACCACCGUGCUGCCCUUCUCGGCCACCUUGGAGGUGCUGGGCUUCUGGGUGUUUGGGCGCAUCUUCUGCAACAUCUGGGCGGCGGUGGACGUGCUGUGCUGCUCCGCCUCCAUCAUGAGCCUGUGUAUCAUCUCCGUGGACAGGUACAUCGGCGUCAAGUACUCCCUCAAGUACCCCACGAUCAUGACCGAGAGGAAGGCGGUGGUCAUCCUCGUGGUGGUCUGGCUCUCGUCCAUGGUCAUCUCCAUCGGGCCGCUGCUGGGAUGGAAGGAGCCGCCACCGCCGGAUGAGAGCAUCUGUAGCAUCACGGAGGAGCCGGGCUAUGCCCUGUUCUCCUCCCUCUUCUCCUUCUACCUGCCCCUCAUGGUCAUCCUGGUGAUGUACUUCAGGAUCUACGUGGUGGCCAGGAGGACCACCCGGAGCUUGGAAGCAGGGGUGAAGAAGGAAAGGAAUAAAUCCAUGGAAGUGGUACUGCGCAUCCACUGCCGCAGCGUGCUGGAGGAGCCUCUCUCCAGCACCCGGAGCAAGGGGCACAACUUCAGGAGCUCCCUCUCUGUGCGGCUCCUCAAGUUCUCCCGUGAGAAAAAAGCAGCCAAGACUCUCGCCAUCGUCGUGGGUGUUUUCAUCCUCUGCUGGUUCCCCUUCUUCUUCGUCCUGCCUUUUGGUUCUUUCUUCCCAUCUCUGAAGCCCUCUGAAAUUGUCUUCAAGGUCAUCUUCUGGCUGGGAUACUUCAACAGCUGCGUGAACCCCAUCAUCUACCCGUGCUCCAGCAAAGAGUUCAAGCGAGCUUUCAUCAGGCUGCUCAAGUGCCAAUGCCACCGGAGAAGACGGCCCAUCUGGCGCGUCUACGACCACCACUGGCGAGGGGCCUCUGUGAACAGCUCGGUGCAAGACUCCGAGACGGACCUGAGGCCCAGGAUUAACACCCUGAACAGCUCGUUCAUAUUUAACUCCUCCUUGCAGGAGAGAGCCAGUAAGAGGCGAACACUCAGCUUUAAGGGCUGGAAAAUGCUCACUCCUUUCCAGAAACCAGCAUCCACCCAGCUGAAGGAGAAGAUGAACAGCCUUUCCAACAAAAUCCGGGGUGGCUCCAGCAAAGGGGGGGUGACAGCCACCUACAAAACAGAGGUGGAGUCUGUCUCUAUCGGGAUCCCUCAUGACUUCACGGAAACCAUCGACUAUCAAACCUAUGACUUAACAGACUGCUGCGGGCUGCGAGAAACAGAUAUUUGAAGCCGCUAGGACAGCUGUCGAUGGUUUCUUUAGAGGUAUCUAGCAGAAACGUGAAGGGAUACCAUUUGUGGGUCUGUCAGGCAGACUGGAAUCAGCAAUCAGGUAUAAAAUGCAGUUGCCCAAAGGUUAUACAAGCAUCCCCCACGCAGAGGUCAGCCCCUUCUGUGGGAUUAUGGGUUCCUCAAAUAAAAGCCAAUGGCAUAUCCCAUUUUAAUGAGCCACAGCAGGAGGGGAAGAUGUGGGGUGGAUAUGGCCUUAGGUGAAGAGCUGUUUCCUCCAGUGGAUGGUUAUCUUUGACUUUGGAAGAAGCUGUGCAAUUAAGGGAAACCAGGAUGUCUCCUUUGCCUUAAAAACACCACCAUAACAUCUAACGGAAAGAUCAAACCCCAAAAGAUGCCAACCCUGCCUUAGUACAUGUGAUCAUGUUUCCAUCCAGAGGCAGCACCCAGAAAGCACGCUGCCGAGCAGUAGCUGGCAGCUGAUCCUUUAGAUUAUAGGUUGGGAGCUUGUAGGUCUACAGGGCUGGACAGGACCUCCAGCCGAGGCCUUUGCUUUGGAGGCCAAGCAGACUGUGGUAUUCCCAAGCAGGGUGGGGGGAUCCUGGCUCUCAGCCAUCAUGUCUGCAGUGACCACAGCUUUGCCCCUUCCACAUAACCUGGUUUUAGGCCAGAGGAGCAGUCCAGAUGUGUACGCUCAUGUCAAUGGUUGUGCAGGUCCGUCUUCUCUAAUUCCAACCUGUGAUGCAUUUCUUAUUUCACUUUCCAGCGAAACACUUGCAACCCACCUUGCUCUAGUGCACAUCCAUCUGUGAUACAGCAAGAAAGCAGCUCCUUUUGGUGUCAGUCAUCCCCAACCUUUUCUGUCCCCUUCUUGCUCUUGUUGUUGUUGUCUCUCUCGAACAACACGGAAUAAAGAUGCGUCCUAGGGGUUUUGCUCAAGUCCAUAGUCAACCUGCGCUGUGACUCAGGAAAGGUGAGAUGGUGGAGUUUGGGGCCCGUUUCUACUACCCGUAGAGUCAAAGCUAAAAGGGAGCUGGCAUGCAGUUGGAGCUCCCUUGUGUAGAUGGAUCUUCUCCCCAGUCAGGGUCACUCCCAUGACUCUUCUCUCAAGUGGCUUCCCACAUAUCUGAUACAUCAAAGCCUUCGGUGACUAUCAACAAUUGCCCUUGGUUAUGUCCACUAGAAUGGUCAAAGACAAUGUCAAUAAGGGGGGUUUUUUUGCCCUGCUCACAGCCCCAGAGUGUGAGCUCCCCUCAGGAGGUCACCAUGGCCUCCUCCAGGGGCCUCAGGGACGUUGGAGCCAUGACAAGCCCACCUUGGCCUGGCUCACACAAAUCGUGCUUUGCAACUCAGAAAAUGGUCACCCAAACUCUACUUGGCCAUGCAUUGCAGGCACUGGUUUUACUGAAUUUCAGACAGGCAAGGAACCACAAAGAACGAUCAUCAGAUUAAGCCCUGAGCAGAGGCAGGAGGCAUGGAGGUGAUGGAGGCAAAGUCUGGAUCUGAGGUGCAGUGUCUCAAGCCAGGUGACUAAAGAACAGGAACACGAAGUUGAGAGGUGGAAAUAUGACACUGAAGGUGUCCUGGAUGGAAACUCAUCCACAUCAGCACUGUCCCCCAAACCCAUUAGGAGUCUUUCAUGAAUGUGCCUGCAGCACAUCUAGCUAAUCCUCUUAAGGGUGGCUAUCAAAGGAAGAUGAAAGACUCCUAGGCAUAACAAAGAGAAUGUCACCUUUCUUUCUGCUGUUUAUUUGCUUUAAAGGAAAUCAAAACAGAGGAAAAGUUGGACUUCUUUUAUUUUUUACUUUUUUGUACAGUGCAUACUGAGACAUGAUAUCUGGAGUUGGUCCCAUCUCAACACCCUUAACACCCUUCUGCCCUUUACUCAAUGCCAGACUCUGAACUGGAUAAAUUGCUGCACAAAGACCUGCAGAUUUUGUCCAAAUAUUUUCCUCCCAGCAGCAAAUCCCACCAAGGCACAUGGGCAGCAUUGCACUUACACUGAACCCAGACUCAUUACUGCUUGCAUGUUUACCGGUGUCUGCAAAAUCAGCCAGAGGUUGCCAGCUUGAGGAGUUCAACCCUACUAAAGCAAGGGCCCAGUACCCCAUGGGAACCUCUGUGGUGAAAUGCAUCUUUUUUUUUCCCCAUUUCUUUGGCCUUCAAGGGAAGUGAGACCCUACAGUGAUGAUGGGGUAACACAGAAAGUCAUUUUGCAGUGUCAGGACUGCAGCUACCAGUGGUUUCCCCGGCUUUUGGGGGAUCCUGAUGGGAAAGCACACUGCUGGCACUGGGGACGUAGCAGAGAAGGCAUCAGGGAGAGGGCAGUUGCUGAAGAGCAGAGAUGUGUGGAAGGUCGAGGUGAAAGCAUUACUCCUUCCACCCAUCUCUCAGGAUGCAUGUGGACACAUGCCACUGUCGGAGGGAGUAAAUGCACCCAGAUCUGCAUUUUUGGGACCCUGUUCUGGUGACACUCCUUUGCAGGUCUAACACAUGCAAGUGCGUAAUGUAAGCAAUUUGAGGACACAGUUUGGGACGAGCUGACACAGAUAUCAUCAGAAGUGAAAGCCUAGUCAAGGGGAAGAUGGACCUUUGCCAUUAAAUGUUCUCUGAUGCUCAGGAUCAGGUUUAUCUGGUGUCUUUCCACAGCCAGACACCCAUGGCACAUGGUAACAUGUGCGUCCAUGACCAUAUAGAUACACAUACACCGUUUACUAUAUUUAUUUAUAUAUGUGUCAUCUCCAAAAUAGCAGACAUUCUCCUAUAAAUGGGCAGACAUUCUCCUAUAAAUGGGCAGAUGUUCUCCUAUAAAUUGAGACUUUGGAGGGGCUUUUAACAAUUGCUAGCAAGAAGUUAAUUCCCAUGAAUGAGUUGACAUUAUUGCUUAGACUUCUCCCUGAUCUUUUAAAUAUACUUCUUUCUUUUUUUCCCAUUUUUGAAAUAUUUACAUUUACAGCCUCCAGCCCCUUGAAAGCAUCCAGAAGGGAAAGAAAGAUUAGUCUGGAGGUUUACUGCCUCUCCAUCCCAAUUCUUUACAGACCUAUAAGGGAGAAAAUGAGGAUAAAGUCUAUUUAAGCACACAUAUGCAUACACACACAUAAAUGCUAGAACUCUGGCUCAUUUACUUACUGCAUUUGAUCCGGCUCCGAGAGAUACCCCAGAAGGUGCUGUAGGAAAGUUUUGAGCUCUGCUGUGCUGCAUUCAGGCAAAAUACUUGUUUCUCACCUAAGCCAGAACCCCCUUUGCUUUAGCAUCUUGCACCAGAAGAAGCAAUGCCAGGACUGGACUCUGAGGCUGUUUGUGUAGAGCUUCAUUUAGAGUAGACAGGGCUGCCUUUGCUGGCAGGGGAGGAAGGACAGUGUUGUCUGAAGUAUGAGCUGAGGAUCUAAAAUUGUGCAUUUCUCUUUGAUUCCCUAAAUCUCCAAGCUCUCCCAGAUUUGGAAAAAUGGUCUCAGACCUUCAGCACGUAAAUUUGGUCUGAUCCCACUGACUUCUCUGGACCC
Harpia harpyja (harpy eagle) is the source of this 5129-nucleotide messenger RNA. It is a transcript of the gene ADRA1D, whose product is annotated as adrenoceptor alpha 1D. Gene Ontology annotation, biological process: phospholipase C-activating G protein-coupled receptor signaling pathway; positive regulation of cytosolic calcium ion concentration; cell-cell signaling. Lineage: Eukaryota; Metazoa; Chordata; Aves; Accipitriformes; Accipitridae. Gene Ontology annotation, molecular function: alpha1-adrenergic receptor activity. Bases 92 to 1627 code for a protein of 511 amino acids. The transcript is spliced from 2 exons. Gene Ontology annotation, cellular component: membrane. The record is from RefSeq and is a predicted model, not a curated record.